CUGUGGAACUUUUCCCUCUCCUGUUUUUCUUUUUUUGUAUUUAAAGUUUUUAAAUAUAAGAAGUAUCAAGAGUCAGAUCCGUGAAAGGACUGAGGCGUGUGGCGGACAGCAGAUGGAUCCAGUAGCCAGUAGCUGCUUGAGGAACCCCCACCCCCCAGCGCCGGUCUGGGGCUGCCUUCGAAACCCCAACUCCGAAGGCGGUGGGGCCUCAGGGCUGCCCCACUACCCGCCAACCCCAUUCUCCUUCCAUCAGAAAUCAGACUUCCCAGCGACAGCGGCAGCGGCGUACCCCGACUUCUCAGCCUCCUGCCUGGCAGCCGCCCCACACAGCCUACCCCGGGAAGACCGCAUCUUCACUGAGCAGCACCCUGCCUUUCCACAACCCCCUGAUUGGCACUUCCCUGUUUCUGAGGCCCGGCAAAGGCUCAACCUGGGCCCAGCUGGGAGCUCCAGGGAUACAGGGGCCAGCAGCCCUGGCCUGGUGGAUGCCACAGGAGGCCCAGGUGAGGACUACAGGGUGCUUGGGAGCACUGCAAGUGAAACAGAGAAGAAAUCAUCCAGACGAAAAAAGGAGAGUUCAGGUGAAAGUGUGGUUCCAGAACCGAAGGAUGAAGUGGAAGCGUGUGAAGGGAGGUCAGCCUGUCUCUCCCCAUGGGCAGGACCCCGAGGAUGGGGACUCUGCAGCCUCUCCAAGUUCAGAGUAAGGUUCUCCAUGGAGAAGAAAGGACUGAGGACUGAGCCCUCCUUCCCAACUACACCCCCAUCCCAUCUUCACCUUCUCCCCUCCACCCCACCUUGCAUCAACUCUUGGUUGUGAAGCUACCCAGAGUGGCCGGAAGCAUCACAUUUGUCAGAAGAGCUAUCAGCAUUGCUCUAUCUUAGCCGCCCCUUCAAGGGCCUUGGUAUCCCACACUCCUGUGGAAUUAAACAGUGCUUACUGGACUGGAUGAAUCUAGAAACUCUAGGGAGGCUGCUUCUCAGGGUCUCUCAGCUGCCAUCCACAUCUCUCCUGACAUCUUCCUCCUGCAUCCGCCAGGCCUCAUCCAGGUCUGGACACCACCUGGCCUGCGGGGAGAGGAGCCUUGGAACCAGUUGGUGACUCAUAAAAGCAAAUGCUCCAGAAGAAAACAAAUGAUGGAGAUGCACACAUCCUGGCCCACUUCUCCACUUUUUCUCUCUAAACAGCUUUUAGGGCCAUUCGGUCUUCCAGAACCCCAAAGGACACCGGUGUGAGGAGGGUUAAAGACAGCAACUCAGACUGCAAAUCAGAAACCUUUCCCUGUCUCCAAGUUUUUUGGCCAUUGAAUAGGCAAAUUUAUGAGCAUGACUGGGAGAAGACCAAACAAUAACCUAGUGUAGGACUCUGUGUUCCUACACUGCCCUGUUCACGGGGGCUUCACUGAGUGGCUGGGGGUGAACCCUGACUGCACCUGCUGCUCCAGCUCAAUUCGGGGGAGCAGCUGAACUGUUGAGCAGAGGUCCCAGGAGGUGGAGCAGCUCUUACUUUCCAACCCAUUAAUGAAUUGAGGGCUGGAAAGUGGCCCCUGUGUCCCAGGAUGGGGAAAUAAUGCCAGGGCUGCCAGGUGAGGACCGAAAGACUUGGAAUCCUGGACAGGAAGGUUUGCCCACUGCGGUGUCCUGUGCUCUCGAAGGACUCUGACUGUGCACAGGACAGGAAAACAGUCCCUCUCCCUCCAGAGGACGCACUGUAGCCCUCCUGUGUGUUUCACAAUUCCAACCGCAAGGUUCGUGUGGAUGCACUGCUCAGCCUUCAGCCUCAUCUUCUAGAGAUGCCACUCUGCAGACUGAUGGACAAACAGCCUGAGACAACCCCUUGAAAAGAGACCCC
This is a messenger RNA of Castor canadensis (American beaver), 1849 nucleotides long. RefSeq names its product mesenchyme homeobox 1 (gene Meox1). Gene Ontology annotation, biological process: somite development; positive regulation of transcription by RNA polymerase II. Gene Ontology annotation, cellular component: nucleus. The record is from RefSeq and is a predicted model, not a curated record. Lineage: Eukaryota; Metazoa; Chordata; Mammalia; Rodentia; Castoridae. Gene Ontology annotation, molecular function: DNA-binding transcription factor activity, RNA polymerase II-specific; RNA polymerase II cis-regulatory region sequence-specific DNA binding.